AUCCCAAAUUCCCAGGUCAUGCGCACCUGUCCUCGUCUCGUCUCUUGUAAUUUCUUCACUGCACAGAAAUCUCUCUCUCCCCAGAGAGAGAGAGAGAGAGAGCGCCGCCCUAUUCCACCAUUUAUAGAGCUGACAUUCAAUGCUUUUCCACCAGAAAAGAAAACAGUCUCUGCGAGGGAUGAGAAGACAACAAUGAACUUAUGGCCUCUCUGGAUCUUCCAUUUUAAAUCCCACCUCCUGAACCCUCCAACCAAUGGGCGACCCUUCAUCCCCACCUCCGUCUCACUCCCCUGAAGCCGCCGCCGACACACCCACUGAUCCUUCUUCUAGCAAAACCAAACCCAAAGGUGGUCCCGACAACAAUAAGUUUAGGUUCCGCGGUGUCAGGCAGCGAAGCUGGGGCAAAUGGGUCGCCGAGAUCCGCGAGCCUCGCAAGCGUAGCCGCAAGUGGCUCGGCACUUUCGCCACCGCCGAAGACGCCGCCCGAGCCUACGACCGCGCUGCCCUCAUCCUGUACGGCUCCAGGGCCCAGCUCAACCUCCAGCCCUCUCCAUCGUCCUCCUCCUCCUCCUCCUCCGCCUCCGCCUCCUCUCGCCCAUCUAAUUCUUCCUCUGCUCAGACCCUCCGCCCCUUGCUCCCCCGUCCCCCCGCCACCUCCGCCUUCUUGCCCUACGGGCUUUAUAAUACUCAGUUUCUCUGCCCUGUCAACAACGCACUGCAAGGGCAACAUCAUCCCCAGAAAGUGGUGCAGUUAUAUGGGUCCCCGAAGUCCGAUGGUGGAAAUUAUACUGCUAAUCUCGAUGACUCCACUAUAGCAGCAACCUUGUACCAAAACCAUAGUCGCCAUGAUCUGCAUGCGUCAAAUCAGGAGAAGAAUAGUCGGCAGAGUGAUUGCAUGUACGAUAAUACAAGCUCCAUGGUAGGAUCAGGCUUGAGUUCUUCUUCCCAGACUAUAAUUACGCCGCAGACGGCCGCUCUGGAUCCGCCAGUAGCGGCGGGAGCAGUUAGUGUGGGAUCGCCGUCUAUGUGGCCGAUGUCAAAUGAGGAGGAGUACCCGUCUAUUCUGUGGGACUAUAAUGAUCCUUUCUUCUUUGAUUUUUGAGAUGGAAUGUCAAGUAGAAACUAUCAAUUAGUGAUCCUGCAAUUUAUUGAUACAAAUAAAGAGGAAGAGGGAAGAAAGGGUGGCGGCUGAUCGAUUUAAUCAGUUCUGCUGUCUAAAAGAAUGUUGCAUGUGGCAUCGGAAUCGAUCAUCUGAACGAGGCCAAGUGGGAAAUUAAUACAAUUAUGCCAGGUUUUUCUCAGGGCAAGCUACACACACACACAUAUAGCUAGAUAGGUACUGCUGAUAUCUUUGUCUUGGUCAGAUGAAUGCCUUUUCUUUUUUACAAGGAAAGAUAUAUAUACUUUUAAGCAGGUAUGAUUGAUAUAUAUAUAU
This is a messenger RNA of Prosopis cineraria, 1435 nucleotides long. RefSeq names its product ethylene-responsive transcription factor ABI4-like. The coding region runs from base 254 to 1102 and encodes 282 amino acids. NCBI's taxonomy places the organism in Eukaryota, Viridiplantae, Streptophyta, Magnoliopsida, Fabales, Fabaceae. The record is from RefSeq and is a predicted model, not a curated record. Gene Ontology annotation, cellular component: nucleus. Gene Ontology annotation, biological process: response to stress; positive regulation of DNA-templated transcription. Gene Ontology annotation, molecular function: DNA-binding transcription factor activity; transcription cis-regulatory region binding. The transcript has a single exon.